AUGAGAAGCUGGGGCUCAUGGGUGUCCGAAAUUCGGGCACCCAAUCAGAAGACCCGUAUCUGGCUCGGCUCCCAUUCCACGCCCGAGGCCGCCGCCCGGGCCUACGACGCGGCCCUCCUCUGCCUCAAGGGCCCGUCCGCAAACCUCAACUUCCCCGAUUCCAUAAAAACCGCCCCACAAGACUGCCAAAUGACCAAUUUGUCCCCAAAGUCUAUCCAGAGGAUUGCGGCUGCUGCUGCUGCUGCAGCAGCCGCCACGUCAUCGUCGUCUUCUUCCAACUCAUCGCCUUGCCUGUCCUCCGUGGCAGCCCGCGUGGACAAUGACCCGAUAUCGCUGGCAGCUACGGCCUACGUGGACGAAUGCGAUUGGUACAACUUGGAGUCCAAAGAGUACCACGAUGUGAUGGGCGGAUCAUUUUUCGAUCCGACGGUGAAUAUGAUGGGUUCGGAGGAUUUCGACGAAGAUGGAGAUAUCAGGCUGUGGAGCUUCUGCUGA
Molecule: messenger RNA, 495 nt
Organism: Striga hermonthica
Lineage: Eukaryota; Viridiplantae; Streptophyta; Magnoliopsida; Lamiales; Orobanchaceae
Source: the annotation of a GenBank genome assembly